This is a messenger RNA of Trypanosoma grayi, 342 nucleotides long. RefSeq lists its product as hypothetical. Lineage: Eukaryota; Euglenozoa; Kinetoplastea; Trypanosomatida; Trypanosomatidae. The transcript has a single exon. The record is from RefSeq and is a predicted model, not a curated record. The coding region runs from base 1 to 342 and encodes 113 amino acids.
AUGGGUCAAAGCAGUAGUCUUUGUUUUUGGUUCUUCUUUGUGUGUGACCACGUGCCAGUGUGGGUGCGCACCUUUCUGUACUGGAGCGUUGGUUUGUUGCAAAUAGAAUGCGAUGAUGUUUCAUUUGUGGAUUUCAGUUCGUGUUGCCCCUCUGUGUCUGAAGCGAUUACGCCCUGGAGAAACAAAUGCGAGCCUGUUGCCACUACUGCCUUCCGACAAAAGGCCAGCAUUCUCACUGCUGCAAACGGCUUCCUCAGGGAAGCGCCUCUGGGAGGCUGUGCCGUGUCCUCCCCCACCAAGAGGGGAGGGGGGAGCAACAUAACAUGUUGUGUGGAUCUCUGA